CUGUGACGUCACUCAAACUUCCGACCUCAUUUUCGAUCCAUUAUGUCAGCCUCCAGUGAAUGUAAACGUGACUUUGUGUCAUCUGAACUUGGGACCAAGAACUAUUGGGAUGAAACUUAUGGCAGAGAAAUCAAAUCUUUCAAUGACUUUGGAGAUGUUGGAGAAAUAUGGUUUGGGGAGGAUAGUCAGGAGAGAGUGUUGGAUUGGCUAGAAGACUGCGACUCAGUGACAACAGAUGAUCCAGUGCUAGAUCUUGGUUGUGGCAAUGGAAUGAUGCUUAUAGAAAUGACAAGAAGAGGAUAUACCAAUUUGACUGGGGUUGACUACUCAAACGGAGCUAUAGAGCUUGCCAAGGCCAUAGCAGAGAAAGAGGAGAUAACCUGUAUAACUUACCAGGUUGCUGACCUUAUUGCUACUGACUGUACGCAGAAGUACACAUGCUUAACUAGACAGUAUAAGAUAGUCAUUGACAAGGGUACCUAUGAUGCGAUUAGUCUUAUUCCUGAUAGUGAGGUAGAGGCUCGGCAAGCAUACCUUAAAACAGUGAAACACCUUGUUGUUGAGGACGGGAUAUUUGUCAUAACAUCAUGUAACUGGACCAAAGACCAGUUGCUUCAGUUUUUCAAGCCUGAAUUUGAACUUUUUAAGAAGAUACCGACUCCCAGUUUCCAGUUCGGGGGACAGAUGGGAAGCACAGUGACUUCUUUGGUUUUAAAACCCAAAUCCUGAUAUACUGUGCUGAUUAAUAAAGAAAAUAUAACUUUUCUCCCCUAAAAAAUGUGUGUUUUUACAGCUGUUUUAAUCGUGAGAUAUUAAACCUGUGAUACAUG
This is a messenger RNA of Saccostrea cuccullata (small rock oyster), 830 nucleotides long. Its product is annotated as EEF1A lysine methyltransferase 2-like. The record is from RefSeq and is a predicted model, not a curated record. The transcript has 6 exons. Lineage: Eukaryota; Metazoa; Mollusca; Bivalvia; Ostreida; Ostreidae. Gene Ontology annotation, molecular function: protein-lysine N-methyltransferase activity. Bases 43 to 729 code for a protein of 228 amino acids. Gene Ontology annotation, cellular component: cytoplasm.